Messenger RNA from Malus domestica (apple), 793 nucleotides. RefSeq names its product early nodulin-20-like. The record is from RefSeq and is a predicted model, not a curated record. NCBI's taxonomy places the organism in Eukaryota, Viridiplantae, Streptophyta, Magnoliopsida, Rosales, Rosaceae.
AGAUAAUCCCUACUCUCUCUCCCACUAAUCUCAUAUAUAUUAAGCUUAAUCACCACCCACUUCCACCUCCAUAAUUUGGUACGUUGGUUUCGCAGUCGUAUAUAUCCAUCUCUCGAGAAGUAUUGCAAAUUAAAGAACGAAACAAAAGGUGACACAAAAGUAUUACCAAACAAGAAGAAGCAACGAUGGGACGUCAAGUCAUUGUUCUUGCCCUAGUAUUUGUAGCCAUUACUGGUGUUUUAGCACAAGAGCCAAUCACGUCACCACCCGCCCCCUCCCCGGCCUCCUCCCCUGACGCCACCACCUCACCAUCACCUUCCAGCUCAUCAGCUCCUUCUCCCAGUGGUGAAGACGCCAGCACUCCGGCCUCAGCCCCAAGCCCCGCUAACGAUGUAUCAUCCGCUCCUUCUCCCGACAGUGGCGACGCAGCUGCUCCGGGGACCAAGGCCACCGAUGAGACGCUUGAGAUCGCGGCUGCCCCAGAAGGCGGGGCCGCAGCUGAGGGAACCUCGGACGCUGAGGAGGAUUAUCCCACUGAUGAUCUCUCAAGGCUCAUAAAAACUGAGGAGCUUCUAAUUAUCAAAUUAAUUGAAUUGAUUGAGCUUUUAUCUUUCAUUAUAGAGUCUCUCCAUACGUAGACUUAAUUAUGAAUAAGUACGAGAAAGAUCAUCAACCUGUAUUUUACAUUUUUUUUUCCGUCCUCUCUUGACAUGGAUUUUUUUAUUAUUUUUUUGUAUCCUUUGUACUAGCUAUUUAAUUUGAUCAGUAUAUACUAAUUUCAAGUUAAUCUUUA